ACUUGCAUAUGUUUGUUUGAGUUGAGUUCACAGCAUGAAUCACAAACAAAUUGAGAUCUCUCCUUAAGUAUCUAUAAAAGGAAACAUGAGAAACAUACUUGGGGAAUGAAGGGUCAGGCAGAAGUGGCGUGCAAACUUGGAGAUAUUGUGUGGAGUAAAAGGCUGUACGACUCUAACCUGUACACUCACAUACUGGUUUUCAUUUGACUAUUUUUUGGACAAAGGAACCACAUCUAGGAAGAGUUUAUCAAAGAUCAGAAGUAGCUUGUCCAUAAUGUGGAGAGGAACAGGUGUUCUGUGUGAAGUUGUCAUCUGUCACUUGACAGGCAGCAGGAAUCUGUUUGAGCACCACACACCCAGUUGACAAACAGGAAGCCCUCCCUCACAUGCUUGUCCAGCCAGGUCUGUAUGGCUAGCCACACCAAAGAAGCUGUGACAUUAGGAAGCUGGUGACCGUCUUAACAGACUUGGCUUCGAUGAAGGAGAUCUCCUCUGAAAAAGAAGCAAUUCCCGGUGACAGUCACAUGUCUGGUAGCUAAGGGGAGCAUCUGCUGGUGCAGGGGGACCAUGGGGCAAAAGGUCUCACAGCAGAUGGCUCCAGAGGCCAGCCAGGAGGUUCUCCCCAUGUGUGAGGUGGUAAGCGCAGCUGUUGCCCAUGCAGCACAGAAGGUGAAGGAGUACCUGGGGUUUGAGUACCCUCUGAGCAGACUCGGCCUUGCAGCAAGUACACUGAGUGAAAUCUUCCUCGUCCACUUCAUCGCUUUCUGCCAGGAAAGGGGGGCUGAUGAGUGGCUCACCACCACCAAGAUGACCAAGCAUCAGGCCUUGCUGUUUGGAGCAGACUGGAUUUGGACCUUCUGGGGACCUGAGAAGCAAAUACGGCUUCAGGUGGCUGUGCAGACCUUGAGGAUGGCUUCUCCUCUUCCUCUGAGGGACCCAAAGUCCUGUGAGUCAAGGAGAGAGGAGUCUUGGAAAAAAGGCAGAUUUGAUAAGCUGGCAGAGUUCUGUAACUUGGUGGGAGAGGACUGUUUGGGCCUGUUUAUCGUCUUCAGUGUGCCUGGAAAGACUAAAGCCAUCAGAGGUGUUGUUCUGGAGAGUGUCACAAAUGAGAUGGUGGAGAGCCAUCUGUCAGGACGCAAGGCUGUGGAACAGUUUGUGCUGGAGACGGAAGAUUGUGUCUCCAUCAAGGAGCUGCUGAGAAACUGUCUGAGUAAAAGAGAUGGGCUGAGUGACAUGGGCAAGGUUUAUAUUAGCAUUCUCUAAACUGGACAUAUUGCUGUGACUGGUAUGUAAGAUAAAACAGAAAAACAAAAUCUGCAGGAUGGGGUUAGCCCCCCACAUUGACUGAAAGUGAUUACUUGGGUCAAAACUUGUUAGUGUCACAAUUAUGGAAAGGAAAAAACCCUCUAGCGGGGGUUUGGGGAAACUUAGUCUUUGUUUAUUCAAAAAUAAAAAAUUGGGGGAGAAAAUGAUAAAGUUAUACAUAAAUUUUGAUUUGCAAAACAGAAGUUGUCUUUGAACUAGUCUUAUAGUCACAAGCAUAAAAUGUUAUUGCUAUUGUUGGGAGAGCAACUACUGAGCAGGUGUAAGGACAUUUGGGGUGCGCCAGUCUUCCCACGGCUAGUCCUCUGAGCCUCACCUCCACUCACGCUUCUUCCCAGCAACUCUGCACGUAAAGGACUUUCAAAGGAUUUAACUUAGGAUCCGACUGAGUGUUAGCUUCACCCAUGAUUUACUAUGUCAUCUGUGAAAGAAUUCCUUGUUACAAUAUCUGUAAUUACAAUAAGGAAUGUGUUUUCAAACAGAACAGUCAUUUUUGCUUAAAAGUCUAUCUAGGCUUAACAUUACAAGGAAUAAUGGCCACUAUUUAUUGAACCUCAUGUUGGGCCCACUGAUUUGAUUAUAUUUUCAUAAUUUGUGCAUAAGGCUCUAAUAAGAAGUAGAUAUUUGUUUCUAUUUGUCAAAUCAAAGAUGUAUGUAAUU
This is a messenger RNA of Peromyscus eremicus (cactus mouse), 1983 nucleotides long. It is a transcript of the gene Rep15, whose product is annotated as RAB15 effector protein. NCBI's taxonomy places the organism in Eukaryota, Metazoa, Chordata, Mammalia, Rodentia, Cricetidae. The record is from RefSeq and is a predicted model, not a curated record. The transcript has a single exon. Gene Ontology annotation, biological process: receptor recycling. The coding region runs from base 568 to 1263 and encodes 231 amino acids.